AAUAUAGGAAUUCACCAAAUGAGUCGAAUUGCCGACAUGCUGACUUCUGUGGAAUGUGAGGCUUUAUACACAAAGCUGACAAACCCGGAGAAGGACAUUACUGACGAACUUAACAACAUGCUAGAAGAAAAUGACAAUCUUUUCAAGACCAGAAAACGCAGAGAAAUCACCGACUUCAAAGACUGCAAGGAAAUUCUGCUCAACUGGCUGAGGGUGGAUGGUGACAGUAUGUACUGGGAUCGGCUGUCACGAGCAUUGAGGCAAGUUGGUCGGGAAGAUGUAGAUAAAGAAAUGAGGAAGAACAUGAACCAAGACAAAACUCUGGAGGUGAAUAAGAACAUUGAGCAAUACGGUAAAACAUUGAAACAUGCCCAUUCCUCACUAAUUGUGACUGAUGAUGAAAUUAAAGUUAAGGACCAAAACAGAGAAAAACGUAGUGAAGCACUUAAAAUCAACUGGGAUGAACUGGAACUCAUUGUUGAAAUGGAAAAGCUCCCACCUUAUCCAAGAAAACUCACAGAUGGAUUCAAGACAGUACUUUGGGGUGUUUUUUUUGGAUGUUUUAGUUCCACAAUCUUAGGUGCAAUCACUAUGUACUUCAUCAUUAAAAUAACAGAGAGAGAUUGUAUGGAGAUAAUGCGUCGGUCCAGUGUGCUUCAACGCAUCAGGCGUCGAAGAAAACAAGUGAAACAUGAAGUCUACUCUUCAGAUGAUGAAAGCUGUGUCACGUUGAAGGGGAAAAUAACGCUGUGGCUGGUUGUCUCUGCGGCUGCCGAUGCCACACAAAUUGGUGUUGACUAUGCCCAGGGCAGCCAACCAAGGUCCAGGCUCACAGGACAGAAGUCACAGGCCCGCGGCUGGGUGACAGCUAUUUCGGAGACGCAGGAGUUUCUCCUCUGUGCGACGUCUCAACCGAUCACCCUUGCCCCACAGUGCCUGUAA
Messenger RNA from Hypanus sabinus (Atlantic stingray), 942 nucleotides. RefSeq names its product transmembrane and death domain protein 1-like. Gene Ontology annotation, molecular function: protein binding. The transcript is spliced from 5 exons. The coding region runs from base 19 to 942 and encodes 307 amino acids. The record is from RefSeq and is a predicted model, not a curated record. Lineage: Eukaryota; Metazoa; Chordata; Chondrichthyes; Myliobatiformes; Dasyatidae. Gene Ontology annotation, biological process: signal transduction.